Molecule: messenger RNA, 867 nt
Organism: Plutella xylostella (diamondback moth)
Lineage: Eukaryota; Metazoa; Arthropoda; Insecta; Lepidoptera; Plutellidae
Product: putative U3 small nucleolar RNA-associated protein 11
Biological process (GO): rRNA processing
Cellular component (GO): small-subunit processome; nucleolus
Source: RefSeq, a predicted model, not a curated record
UUCAGCUUUUGGUAAAUAAAUCCGACGUGGGUUGUCUAAAGUUUUUUGAUUAAUUCUAGUAAAAAUUCAGCUCAAUAACUAGUGAAAAUGUCGUCAUGGAAAAAGGCGGCGAAAGCCAACCAGAAAACGCACAAGGAAAGACACCAGCUAGAGUCCCGAAAACAUCUGGGACUUCUGGAAAAGAAAAAGGAUUAUAAAAAGCGAGCUGAUGAUUACCAUGAGAAGGGUGAAACCCUCAAGCUUCUGCGGAAACGAGCCCUGGACAAGAACCCCGAUGAAUUCUACUUCCAUAUGAUAAAUUCCAGAGUCAAAGAUGGGGAGCAUCAUGAAUUACAAAAAGAAGACGAGAGCACCAAAGAACAGGUGAAGCUCAUGCAGACACAGGACAUCAAGUACAUCAACAUGAAGAGGAUUAUAGAGAGUCGUAGAAUCACUCGUUUGCAGUCUCAACUCCACAUGUCAGACGUGUCAGACGCCACACCGAACACACACACAUUCUUCGUUGACGAAGGAGAGGAAAAGGACUUCGACUUGGCGAAGAGGCUCGACACGCACCCAGACCUCAUCGGUCGGAAGAGCAACCGGCCCCGCCUGUCCACGCUGAAGAAGAUGAACAUGCCAGAUAUUGAUGAACAGACCUCCGAGCAAAUGAAGAAGAAAAAAGAGAAACUCUACAAAGAGCUGUCAAAGAGAAUAGAACGAGAGAAAGACCUGACAGUCGUGCAACAGAAGAUGGAGCUAAAGCGCCAUCUACAGGAUGUUAAAGUGAUGAAGCCGAAGCGGGUGCAGCGAGGGACCAAACAGUCGGCCCCUGUGUACCAGUUCCAGUAUAUGAGGAAGAAGUAAAUAGAUUGUUUUACAUAGAUC